Xyrichtys novacula (pearly razorfish) is the source of this 8309-nucleotide messenger RNA. Lineage: Eukaryota; Metazoa; Chordata; Actinopteri; Labriformes; Labridae. The record is from the annotation of a GenBank genome assembly.
AGACAGAGAGAGGGUCGGUUCACUUGGAGGAGGAGGAGAGAAGUCUCACACGGAGACUUACUUUUGUUCAUUUGAUAAUGGAAGUUUAAUGAUGAAUCUGAGCUCAUCUGCUCCUUUCUGACCUCGAAGGCUUCGGUCAUGUUGAUCGAUGGACUAGGAUGAAAAGGUGAAAGUUUGAUUUUAUAAAUCUAAACCGGACCAUUGAUUCAAAUAGAAGGAGUGAUGUGAGGGAAACACAAGUUUGUAAAGAAAACCUCUGAAAGAAAUCUCAGCUGAGAGGAUGCAUAUGAUAGGUGAGUGUGAAAAUAAUCCUUAUUUCAUUAGAGUUAAAGUGGUCCGUUUUUAAUGUGUCUAUUAGUGAAGAAGGAGUGUCUAAUCUGUCAUAAUCCUUAUUUUUAAUAUUGAGAAGCCGUUUAAUUAUUUAUUUAUUUAUUUUGCUUGAAAAUGCACAAAUAUUUGCUUCCACCUCAACAAAGCUUCGUGCAGAAAUUUUCACUCAGACUACUUCCAAGAAGCCAUAAAACCCUGAAACUAAUCUCUGCUGUGAAAAAAAAAUUGAUGCAAGAAUUGAUGGUGUCCAAGUGACAGCUCCUCACUUCCAGCUUCAGCCUUACAGAAGUAGAGAAUCAAAAUUAAAAUUAUUCAAAAGGGGGGUAAUCUCUUUCCUCGCUUGCAUCAGCAUGUGGUGGCUUAGUUUCUGGACAGGGGGGGAUUUAUGCUGCUGACGCUGCCUGUGAGGUUUUCCUCCACAACAUCUCUUUGGAAGAGGUUCGGGCUGAUAGAUCCAUUAAACAAAGAAAUUAUGUCUAUCGUUUCAGGACUUUGAAUGAGGCUGAAGUGGACUUAACUUUCCUGGAUUUUACACCUUUUGUUGAAAAGCCAGUGAAAUCCUUUAACAAAGACCUGCUGCAGAGGCAAAUAAGCAGUUUUUCAGGGUGACUUUUUUGGAUUCGUGAUUUAUAAUAUCAGAGGUUUUUUUUGAAAUUCAUUUUAGACUUUUGCUCUAAUAGUAAAACUCAAUUUUCGAACCACGUGAGUCAGUCACAACCAAGUUAAAGACAAAUGAUUGAUCAACAGCUGAUGCAGCCUCUUGUGCCAGAUGCCAGAAACAUUUUCAUCCUGCUAGGACAAUAUAUCGGAUUGUUUUUACCCGUCCCUUCUUCAGUCCACAAAUAGCAAACAGUCUGACUAAAUGUCCACAGUGUGCAUGAAAACUGCUGUUGCGUGGUUUGCAGUUUGUGAGAUGACAUUUAGAGCAACAUGCCACUUUAGUGAAAACUCAAAGCAAAAAUUUGAGUGGCCUGCUGUCCUUUGGGCAACAUGGUCUAUUUGGGUCAUAUUUGUUUUAUAUAAUAGACACAAAUGUGGCAUGAAAUAUCAUUUCACGACAUGGAGAUGUUUUUGCGUACUUUGAGACAGUCUUCCAGUUGGAUUUUGUCUGCUGUCUUUCGCACAAACCUAAGUGAACCAAAAGGGCAAGGACGAUAUCUGUCCUGUCGUGUACAUUCAUGAGUUCAGAUGAGUGAUCGAGCAACACAGACACAUAAAUCCUGCCAAGCUGUCUAAUAUCUUCCUCUACCUUACAAUAUUCCUUGAUUGUAAUCCCCUCACACGCUCUCUGCUUCUUUUUGCAGUCUGGGUUUUUCUCCUGUGCAUCGAGGAGGGAUUUUCCAUGGCACAAAAGACCAGAGGUCAGAUGGAUAAAUUCACUAAACUUCUUAGAUAAUGUACUUCAAAAUUUGACAAAACUGAGUGAGGCUUUUACACAUUUAGUUAAAGGAAAAUCUCUUAGCUGUGGAUUUUUUUGCGUGUCAUGGACAGCACCUUUGUUUUUUCCAUCUUUAAACCUUGAAUGUCCCUCACAUCAUGCAAACAGAUGGAGGAUCCAAGGGAGCUAAACCCCCCCAGCGCCCACAGCACUCUCGUCAUUGUGGAAACUGGGUGCGAAACACAGAAGGAGGCUCCUUCAGCUCCCCAAACUACCCAAACACGUACCCUCCAAACAAGGAGUGCCUGUACGUCCUGGAAGGUAACCAGCCUGUUCAUGUUCUUGCUGUAUCUCUUUGGUUUUUAUCAAGUCUAUCGUUUUAUGGUGUCUUUUGUUGUACUUGGUGAUAAUAGCAGGACAUUUGAAACAUUUGGGAGUAUUGAUUAAUUUCUGGGAACAUUGUAUCCCUGAAUCCCUCAUGUGUCUCAUCCCUUUGUUUCCCUCAGCCCUGCCCCGUCAGAGGAUUGAGCUGCUGUUUCAUGGGGCCUUCUAUAUCGAGGCUUCAUUUGAGUGUCGCUUUGACCACAUCGAGGUGCGGGACGGCCCCUUCAGCUUCUCCCCGCUCCUCAACCGCUUUUGUGGCGCAGCCAAUCCCGGACUGGUCCUCUCCAGUGGACGUUUCAUGUGGAUCCGCUUCUUCAGUGAUGAGGAGCUGGAGGGGAUUGGUUUUCAGGUCCAGUACAGCUUCACUGCAGGUGAUUAGGACACAGAGGAGGAGUUUAUUGAUCCCUGAAUGUUCUGACAGCAUCUCUGCUGUUGUGAUAUCUCACUCUCUGUCUCUGUGAUUUUCUCUAAAGACCCUGAAUUUCAUCUGCAUGUGGGAGGACUUCUAAACCCAAUCCCAGGUAGUCCAACCACAGUCCACUCAGAUAUUAAUACAUGAUUCAAAGUCACCUCCUAUCCCCUCUGUUGGUCUUUUUUUUUUCCUCUCUGUAUUCUUCUUACCUUUCUUUGUUGUGCUCUGCGGUUCAGACUGUCAGUUUGAGCUGUCCGGGGCUGACGGUGUGAUCCGUUCCAGUCAGGUGGAGGAGGAAUACCAAGUGAAGCCUGAGCAGGCAGUGGACUGCAUCUGGACCAUACGUGCCCCACCAAACCACAAGGUAUGCUCAGGACAUGUUUUGCCAAUUAUCUAACACACACACAGACAAAAAAAUAACAUUUAAAUAGAAUUAAGAUGAGGGGAAGGGAUGUGAUUCAUUAAAAACAACAUGACAAACAGCACAGUGGCUUAAGAGAUGAGUCUCAGCCUGCAGGGUGUUUUGCAUCCUGCACAGCUCUUCAUCCCUGCAACAUUUGUUGUGGCAUAUUUUGUCCAUAUUUAGCAAUUCUUUUGAAUCCCAGCGUCCUAACAUAAGUACCCUGUUAAUGAACUUAGAGUCUCUAUAUGCAAUACUGAUAUUUUAUUUGACAGUAAAGCGUCAACAUGAUGUCCGUGCGGCACUAAAAGGAUUUGCAGCUGGAGAAAGGAGUGACAUUUUCAAAGGGAAAAUGUCAUAUGUCAGUCAGGCGUGCGAACUGCAAAAUAUUCAGAGCAUUUCAUUUUUAUUUCACAUCCAUUUUUUUUCCAGAUCUACCUCCGCUUCCUGGAAUACCAGAUGGAAAACUCAAAUGAAUGUAAGAAGAACUUUGUGGCUGUUUAUGAUGGCAGUAAUGCCAUUGAAGACCUAAAGGUAUACAGCUUUACAUUUGUUUGGCAUACAAGGAUGUAAAGUUGCUUAAUGUUAUGAGCUGAAUUCAAUGUGUGAAAUAAUCUCUGUCUUUGCUGCACAGCAGGAUCUUUUCCUUCACACAUAUUUUCCUUCUUAUUCAAAGAUUUUGUUUUUAAUUUGUAGCAGCUGUUCUGCAGACCAUGGCGUCAAUGAGACUACACAUCCAAGCGCAAUAAAAGAGAUUGGUGUGUGGUUUCUUGCAGGCCAAGUUCUGUAGUACAGUAGCUAAUGACAUCAUGCUGGACACUGGUUUGGGGGUGGUGAGGAUGUGGGCUGAUGAGACAAGCCGUCUCAGUCGAUUCCGGAUGCUGUUUACUUCUUUUGCAGACCGUAAGUUUUGCCUCAAGAUUAUCUCUGAACCUCUGCCAUUUAACAUCUUCACCCGUCUCUUUUUUUUUUAGUUUAGCCUUUGCUUGUAUGACAGAGCAUGUGUGCCUAAAUAUAAAGAAGGAACAGACCUACAGUAGCACCCUCCUGUGGCCUCUAUGUGGUACUGCAGCUUUUCAAAAUAUAGAGCUGUCACUGCAACUAAUGAGAAAAAAACACAUUUAUUUAAAAAAAAAAAAAGGUUUCUGGGUGUAAUUUUGAAAAAAAGAGGAGGAGGAGAAUAUCCCUCAAAUGUAAUCUUGGCCAAGAAGGACCAGAAAACAGAUUAAUUUCUCCUCCCUGUUUGUGACUUUGCCUGCUUAAGCUCCUUUACACACUAAUGUGUCUGUGUUGGUGUUUCAGCUCCGUGUCAGGGCAGUUCAUUCUUCUGCCACAGCAACAUGUGCAUCAACACUUCUCUGGUGUGCAACGGCAUCCAAAACUGUGUGUUUCCCUGGGAUGAAAGCAACUGCAAAGGUACUCUAGUUGUGCCAAAGCACUUUAUUAUUCCGUGCUUGUCGGUGCCGUGCUGUAUCACAUUAAAUUGUGCUGUAUUACGCAAGAUGAUACAUAUCCCGUCCCCCUGUAUUGUGUCACAUUGAGCCUCCUUGAAAAUCUGCGACUAUAAAUCUACAAAGUGAUAGCGACUGGACACUCAGGCCUUCCUCUUCUUGCUCUAAAAAACGUUUUCACUCUGAUUUCAGACAACAGUGCAGAUUUUUUAAUAUCCUUAAAAAUGUCUCUUGGCAGGGAAUUAAUGGUGUCAUCAUCUUUAAAACCUUUCCAGAUAAAAGAUCCUCAAGGCCUUUCUGGCUGUUGAGUAGCUUGUAGCACCUUGAUUUAUUUGGCUGACCGUGACUGAAUUUGGCUGUAAGCAGAAGGUCUGUUUUCUCUACAAAAUGAAAGAAAACAGACUGUCCUGACCUGGAAACAAGUAAAUCAGUGAUGUAGUGUCAGCACCUCUGAAUGUCCGGCUAUUAAGUCUAAUUUUUUUAACUCUCUUCAUAUCCACCAUCUAGAGAAAAAGAGCAAAGGUGUUUUUCACCAGAUCACUAAGACUCAUGGGACAAUCAUCUGUGUGUCUACGGGGGUGGUGCUGCUGCUCCUUAUUAUCUCCAUCCUGGUUCAAGUCAAACAACCAAGAAAAAAGGUAAUAAAGGUUAUUAAUUCAUUCAGCAUUUUGUGGUAUUGUGUGUUUUUUUCAUCAUGUGUGUUCUGUUUUUAUUUAAAGGUGUUGAUACGAAAGAAUAACUUGUUCCAGCGAGGCGACUUACAGGAGGCGUUUGAUCCUCCACACUACGAACUCUUUACUCUCAGAGACAAGGUGACUUUGAUUACUUCUUUAUCAUCUCUGUGUGUGAGAUGCUUUGUGAAUAGCAAAGUAAAGCUACAUUAUCUUUAUCUUUUGCAGGAGAUGUCCGCUGACCUUGGGGAAUUAUCAGAGGAACUCCAGUCCCUGCAGGCGCUCAGAAGAUCCUCAUCAGGCUCACGAUGCAUUCAUGAACACCAUUGUGGCUCUCAGGCUUCUGUCAACUCAGUCAAAGCCAGUCAGGCUGCACACGGCAUGGGAAGGGGAUCCCUGGAGCUUCCCCCUUUCCAAGGGGACUUCCAGAGCUCCUUACCCCCCUUGAGAGACUUGCAUGGCAGUUUGCGGAAGAAAAGCUGGCCUAGCAUGAAACCAGGUCGAAUGCAGAGCCAUCAUAGUGUGGGGGACAGAGCUGUGGGGCGGCAGGACAGAGUGAUGGAAGAGGACGAAGAGGAUGAGGAUGAUGGACGGUAUGCCAUAUAUGUACGCAGAGCAGGAGGACGAAGGGGCAACUAUGAAAUGGCCCAGCAGAGAUCCUUGUCCAUGGACUUUUGAAGGGAAAAGACGAGGCAGAUGCACUGCUGCAAGAACUUUUCAAGGACUGACACUUUUUCGGGUUUUGAAAUUAACCCGCAAAAGCAACUUUCUAACAUCUUUGUGGUGAUGGUGAUUAUAAAAAUGUGAUUCUUGGCUUUUUUUUGUUCACUUGCUCCUUUUGCAGUGAGUUUGGAGAACAUGAGGACAGACAUCUGGGUCGGCUGAGAUACUCACAAAACAAAACACUGCCCAGAAACAACCUCAAGCAGGAGUGAUCGUAUCGGUGAUCCAUGUCAAAGACAGAUGAUACUGCUGUGUAUUGUUGUCAUUAUCAGUGUAUUGUGUUUAAUAUAUUUUAGCAGCAAGGACUAGGAUGCAAUUGACAACUGUUUGAUGAUUCUGUUUGACGCUGAAUUUCUGCAGCUGUCAGUUUGAGGAAGUUUACGGGAAAAGCCGCUGUUGUUCCCGGCUACAUAAAACCCCUCUAGGGCCCUAAAGAUAGAAGAAAAGAAAAGUGAAAGACAAGUUAAAAAAAGGGUGGGAGGGAGGGGUGAAAAACAUGAGAAUAAAAGAGAGUAGGUCUGAAUUAAUAGGAGUGCCAGAAGAGGUGCGGUUGAGGUGUGGUCCUGUUCCUUUAAUUGCUUUAGCACCAUGCAAGAAAAAGAGACAGAGAGUAAAGACAUUAAAGCAAACAAUGAAAUGAACACAUUUCAGUUUCUAUUAAGUCUGUUAUCACUUGUGUCAAAGAUUAAAUAUGUCUACUCUGAGUUAUAAGUUAUAAAAGUUAUAAGUUAUAAAAAAGUCACUCACAGUUGAACAGUUGAACAGUCUCACGCGCUCCUUCACACAGCAGGGUUAUUUGUUGAUCAUGAAACGUGUUUCCUCUUGUUUGCUGGUUUGAAUAUCCCUCAUAAGGAAAAAAUAUGUCAGUGUAUAACUUGAUUAUACAACCUUUUAAAGCACGUUUGCUAUAAACACACCUCAUCAUAUAAGACACGUGGGUUUUUGUUUAUUUUCUUUUCCUGUUGCAUAUGUAUGACUAGUUUUUCAGCGGAUGAGUUUGAGGAAAACCCACCUGGAAACCUUUAAACUUUCCUGCAAAUGUUCCCAUCAGAGUGCUGGCAAUAUAAGACAUUGAAAUCUUACAGUAGAGUUAUGCCAAUAAGCACAGCCUGCGAAAAAACUCACCAAGAUCUGCAGCUCCUUAAGUGGCCAGCUGUUAGUGCUGUCUCCAAAAGCCAAGUUAGUCUCAUUAAAAUGACUACAACUAAACAUGGGGAGGUUUUAACACUGCUCACUUCUUAUGUUAAUAUCUAAAAUCAUGUAUUUUCAGGGCUGUAUGGAGGCCUCUAGGUGUCCGAAAGCUGUAUUUGUCCUUGUAGUUCUCAUAAGUUCUCGUAAUUUUAAAUUAAUGUUAGGCUUGCUAUUUACAGCCACCAAUAAUAAAAUUACUCUAUAUCCCCUACAGAUUGGACAAAAAGCUGUAAGUGCAAUUUGACCCUUGUAGAUGUUUUACACAGGUAUGAAACAGAAAAGUCCCUCAUAAAGUUCAAAUAUGAUGUUGUAAAAUUCAACUAUAUGGCCUCAAAAAGCACCAAACUGUGUCCCACUGACACACCUUUCCGUAUAAAACACUACAAGAUGAUGUCUCACUUUCCUUUUUGAUCUUUUCAGUAAUACAUCUGAUGAGUGUGUAAGCAGGAGCUGACAUGUCCAAGCAUGUCCAGAACUUUAUCACAAAAUGCAUCAGCUGAUCAGAAAUUGCACAAAGUGAGCACCCAUGAUAGACUGAUCGAUGGAAGUUAUGACUUUUUUGAGUUGUAGCUUUACACCUACUGUGAAGUUAGAGAGACCAACUGACCAGUUAUGCAUGUUUUUCUGGGCUGUGGGAGGAAGUCAGUAGGAUCCCUGCACAAUGAGAACAUGCAGGCUUCAUGCAGACAGGCCCUUGCCCAACCAGAUAUUUGAACGAGGAGCUUUACAAUUAGGUGACAAUGCUAACAGCUGCACCUCAGUGUGGCCUCGAAAAUUAAGUAGGUUAAUGCCAAACAAUGCAGCUCCACCAGCAACCACAAGAGUUUGGCAAAGAAAGUAAGUCAAGCUGUGUUAUAUUUAAGUUUGCUGAACUAUUUUAGGUCACGGUGCCAAAGAUACAUUUACCAAGUUCUGACAAGUGUUGAAAGUGCGAAACCGAGGAGCCGCAGUAAAUUUAUAAGGACAUUUUAUUGAAGAAAUCCAGUGUCCUUUCAUUUUCAUUUGAUCCAGUUUUAUUUAACUGUUACAGCUGUAAUGAGCCACUAAACAGCUUGGUGUUUCAUUCGACCUUUUUGGGGAUUUGAGGGCCAGCCUGUGUGACAUUCAUCUUUGCCAGCUCCCAAAAGCACAACAAAUAAACAACACAAUUCCUCCUGCAGCUGGUACAAAUAAGAAGCACAACAAAAACCGUGCCACAACAACUUUAACAUGUUGGUUUUUAACUGCGUUUCAUCGGCAUGUAUGUAGGUUGAAAUUUCAUGCAUUGGGUGUUGUGUUGAGUCAGGAGAUUGGCAGAGGAAAAAAAAAACACUUCUGCCACACCCUUUAUUAUAAAAAAAAAAACAAAACAGGUUUGUGUUCAUUGAGC